Messenger RNA from Penicillium alfredii, 1356 nucleotides. RefSeq names its product carbamoyl-phosphate synthase (glutamine-hydrolyzing) CPA1 (gene cpa1). The transcript is spliced from 2 exons. Gene Ontology annotation, cellular component: cytoplasm; carbamoyl-phosphate synthase complex. Gene Ontology annotation, molecular function: carbamoyl-phosphate synthase (glutamine-hydrolyzing) activity. Gene Ontology annotation, biological process: L-arginine biosynthetic process; 'de novo' pyrimidine nucleobase biosynthetic process; L-glutamine metabolic process. The record is from RefSeq and is a predicted model, not a curated record. Bases 1 to 1356 code for a protein of 451 amino acids. NCBI's taxonomy places the organism in Eukaryota, Fungi, Ascomycota, Eurotiomycetes, Eurotiales, Aspergillaceae.
AUGUUCGUCAACCUCGUCAAGGCGAUGCCUGCUCGGGCCUCGGCCUUCACCACCAUGAAGCAGCCUUUGCAAACCCGUUUCAUGGCCACGGUCCGCCAGCGCACCGCCUUGGAGCCCGCUACCUUCACUAUCCGUGAUGGCCCGAUUUUCACCGGCAAGUCGUUCGGUGCCCGCUCCAACAUCUCUGGCGAGGCAGUGUUCACCACCUCGCUGGUCGGAUAUCCCGAGUCCCUCACCGACCCUUCCUACCGUGGCCAGAUCCUGGUCUUUACCCAACCCCUGAUCGGCAACUAUGGUGUGCCGUCCGCCGAGAAAGACCGCAGCGGUCUUCUGAAGUACUUUGAAUCGCCCAACCUGCAGGCGGCCGGUGUAGUCGUCGCUGACGUCGCCGAACAAUACAGCCACUGGACGGCCGUCGAAAGUCUGGGCGAAUGGUGUUCUCGGGAGGGCGUUCCCGCCAUCUCUGGUGUCGACACCCGUGCCAUUGUCACCUAUUUGCGUGAGCAGGGUUCGUCGCUGGCCCGUAUCACUGUCGGCGAGGAGUACGACGCCAACGAGGACGAGGCCUUCACCGACCCCGAGCAGAUCCACCUGGUGCGCCAGGUCAGCACCAAACAGCCCUUUCACAUCAGUGCCGCCGAUCCCCAGUCGCACGUCGCUGUCAUUGACUGCGGUGUCAAGGAGAACAUUCUGCGCAGCCUGGUCAACCGGGGCUCUAGCGUUACCGUGUUCCCCUUCGACUACCCGAUCCACAAGGUGGCCCACCACUUUGACGGCGUGUUCAUCUCCAACGGCCCCGGUGACCCCACCCACUGCCAGGAUACUGUCUACCACCUCAAGCGCCUGAUGGAGACCUCCCAAGUGCCCAUCUUCGGUAUCUGCCUGGGUCACCAGCUGCUGGCUCUGGCGGCCGGCGGCCGCACCAUCAAGCUCAAGUACGGUAACCGGGCUCACAACAUCCCCGCUCUGGACCUCAGCACCGGCCGCUGCCACAUCACCAGCCAGAACCACGGUUACGCUGUCGAUGCCGCGACCCUGCCCGAGGACUGGAAGCCGUACUUCACCAACCUGAACGACUCGAGCAACGAAGGCAUGAUCCACAAGUCUCGCCCGAUCUUCAGCACCCAGUUCCACCCCGAGGCUAAGGGUGGCCCCUUGGACUCGUCUUACCUGUUCGACAUCUACCUGGACAGUGUGCUCAAGUACAAGAACAGCCAGGCCGGUCUGUACCCCCAGCGGGACAGCCGCCCCAGCCCUCUGUUGGUUGACCUGCUGGCCAAGGAGCGUGUGGGCGUCCAGCCGACCGUCGGCAUGCAGAAUGUGGCCGCUGCCGCCGCCGCUGCCGCUUCGGCGUAA